Molecule: messenger RNA, 1761 nt
Organism: Parnassius mnemosyne (clouded apollo)
Lineage: Eukaryota; Metazoa; Arthropoda; Insecta; Lepidoptera; Papilionidae
Source: the annotation of a GenBank genome assembly
AUGUCACCACGACUCAAAAUAACAAAAUAUGUUAUUGAGAGGUUGUCUCAAAUAGACACAAGUGAAACUACGGGAUGCUUAUAUGGUCUUAUGUACGACGGUAUUCUUCUCGUCGUAGGAUUGAGUUUAGAAUUAUUUGAAAAUGGAAAGAACACUUAUAAUCAGUUGCUGCUCUAUCUGCCAGCCGAGAUUGAACUUUGUGGUGUUGUAAAAUUUAGUGAUUCUUUAAUAAUAGAAAACAAGACAAAAGAAGUAUUACAGGAUGUAGACAUAACUGAUAACCCCCUUGUUAUAAUCAUCAGUAAAAAUAAAGAUAUGAAAGCAUACUUCUCAGUACAUGAUAAGUUUGAAGAGACAAAUUAUGAAGUUAUGGAAUCAGAUGAAUUAUGGAAACAAUUUCUUCAUGUCCGUCUAAAUACUGUUUUACCAUUAACAUGUGAAGCAACAAUAGCUGGUGUGAAGAAUAUACUUCAAAAUAAAAGAAAAAAGAUAGCUUCUGGUCAAGUAUCAUUUCAUAUAGAUGGUACAGCAGUUUACCUUUUUGGAAUAGCAUCGGAUGUUGGAGUGACUGGAACAAGUACAGAAGCAAACAUUGGAGAACUAAUAGACUCUUUGAGUCCAGAACAACCUUCCAGAAAGAAAAAACUAAACACUCACACCUUGGAAAUAGUGCCAGUGAAUGCAGUGAUGAAAACAACAAAAGAUAUAUUAUCGGAUAAACUUGUGAAAACGGCUGUUAAGAUGAUGACAACACAAAGGAAACCCGCUUUCUGCAUAAGUAUGCCAUUAAAAAUUGAUACAUUGGCAAUGAUACAUAGAAACACAAAGUUGUCCGAAUUAUACACAGUAUUAGUAGAAGCAGCUUGCAGAUCACUUAGGUUGCUGGAAAGUGUCUUACUGGAGCAAUUAGGUCAAGAAGGCAUAGGUGAUGGAGCAGGUUUGCGACUGCCAGAAACAUUCCAUUAUUUACCUCAAGAAUUAGGUCAUUUUCUCACAAGAGUUGUACCUAAAGACAUUCCAGACGAGAGUAUGGAGAAAGAGAGAAUGUUAUUACACGAGCAGCUCGCUCUGCCCCUAGAUAAGCCUAUAUUUCGAAGGGGAAAUGCAUACACAACCUACGGUGGACGACUAGUUAAUCCCCAUGAAGCAUUACCGUUACCGUCCACAUCUCCCCAUAUAACGGUAGCUUUAGUAAGGGGUCGUUACACUUAUCACCAUUACAUGCAAGACAACUUCAAUGAUGAUGGUUGGGGUUGUGCCUAUCGUUCUAUGCAAACGAUAUUCUCAUGGUUUAGGUAUCAAGGUUACAACACAACUAAUAUACCGACACAUAAAGAAAUUCAACAGUGCCUUGUUAAAAUUGGUGACAAACCAUCCUCAUUCAUUGGUUCAAAACAAUGGAUUGGAUCAACAGAAGUAAUGUUUUGUUUGGAGACUCUUCUCGGCGUACAAUCUAGAAUCAUAUUCGCAAACACUGGAUCAGAACUGCAGAGUUACACGCCUGAGUUGAUAUACCAUUUCCAGAAGCAUGGUAGCCCGAUUAUGAUUGGAGGUGGAGUUUUGGCGCACACAAUCAUAGGUGUGGAAUACAAUGCGGAAACAAAUGAAACCCGUUAUCUUAUUUUAGACCCACAUUAUACGGGCGCUGAUGAUUUGACGACAGUAAUAGGCAAGGGUUGGUGUAGUUGGAAAAAUUCAGAUUUUUGGAACAAAACUGCUCAUUACAAUCUCUGUUUGCCACAAACCAGACCUUGUAUUUAG